AUGGAGGAAAUGGCUUCCCUAUGGAGCUAUCAAGAGAGCAUUGAUGAAUUGAAACAGAAGCUUUUGUACACUAUUGUUGAGCUUGAGUCAGUAAGAGUGGAAGCAAAUGAGGAACUGAGAAAGAACAAAGAAUAUGUGAAGCAAUUACUCCAACUCCUGAAGAUUGCUUACCAGGAAAGAGAUGAAGCAAGAGAUCAGCUUCAAAAACUGCUCAACAAGCUCAUUCCACCAACUACUCCAACUGAAUUCUUUACAACUGUUCCUCAACUCCAGCCCGAGAGACCCCUCGUAAAACCCACAAAAGCAAACUCAAGCAUAACUGAAUCUAACAGUCUCUCCGACACAUACAAUUACCAGUCACAUGGUUCAUCCCCGGUUAACUCCCUUUUUGAUGCUGUUUCAUCCCCUGAACUCUCAAACAUCAACAUGGGUGAUUCAAGUAACGUUGCAUUUGUGAACCAGCCCUUGGUUCAGGACUACAAUGGCAACUUAUCAACCGGUCUGGUCUCAUUAGGAACACCAAAAAUUGAUCAAGCUUCUAUAGUAAUCGAAAAUCUUGCUGAGGGAAAAAAUCUACCUCAGAAAGGAAAGCUCUUGCAGGCUGUGCUUGAAGCAGGGCCACUUCUUCAGACACUUCUUGUUGCCGGGCCACUUCCCAGGUGGCGUAACCCACCCCCUCUUCAACCCUUCCAUAUUCCACCUGUUACAAUCAAAGGCUGUGAUGCUGAAAUUGUCACUCAGAAACCAGUUGCAGACUCAAACCAUGUUGUCUCAAGACCAUUGAAUUCACAAUCUUAUGUUGAGAUGUCUUGUGGUUCUUCCCAAAUGCUGUCGACACCCAUGUUGAAUUUUUCUAAUGGAUCUUCUGGAUUGCACCUGGGCAGUGGGAGAUUGAUACCUGCAGGAGCUAAUAUUCACAGUUAUAUCCCAACCGGCAAACGACAGAGAUUCCAAUGA
Molecule: messenger RNA, 957 nt
Organism: Ilex paraguariensis (yerba mate)
Lineage: Eukaryota; Viridiplantae; Streptophyta; Magnoliopsida; Aquifoliales; Aquifoliaceae
Source: the annotation of a GenBank genome assembly